CCCUGUUUAAACACUGUUUUUUUUAUUGUUGUCCCAUUGGCCUAUCACGUGCCAUCGUGGCGUGUAUGCAAAUUUCACGAAGGCUAGCUUUCCUCCCAAUCUUUGAAAAUCUCUCGACAUCUAUCAUCUCUCAUAAUUACUGAUGCACCAUGGCGAACCGGUCAUUGUACAGCUGCAGCAUGUCUCCAGGUUUGUCGGCUUCUGGCCAUGCGUCAAGUGUCGUCUCAACGAUGCACACACCGUUCGCCUGCUUUCGCAAAGCCGCCUCCAGUAUCCUGUUGAAAAGUUCACACUUCCCGUUCAUCUUAGCGUGGGAUGUCGAGGUUUGCUUAUGAUGCAUUUCUUAUGUUUGAAUAUAAUGCUUCACUCUCUUACUAUUGAAGUUUCCACAUACUGUUUAUUAACAAUUUAUUUUGCGCCAAUACAAAAAUAAACUAAGAUCACGAUAUCAGAGCAGAGAGCCUGAAAAUUUAUUCUCGAAA
Molecule: messenger RNA, 482 nt
Organism: Umbelopsis ramanniana AG
Lineage: Eukaryota; Fungi; Mucoromycota; Umbelopsidomycetes; Umbelopsidales; Umbelopsidaceae
Exons: 2
Coding region: 143-433 (96 amino acids)
Source: RefSeq, a predicted model, not a curated record